Molecule: messenger RNA, 589 nt
Organism: Vicia villosa (hairy vetch)
Lineage: Eukaryota; Viridiplantae; Streptophyta; Magnoliopsida; Fabales; Fabaceae
Product: profilin
Exons: 3
Coding region: 58-459 (133 amino acids)
Cellular component (GO): cell cortex
Molecular function (GO): actin monomer binding
Source: RefSeq, a predicted model, not a curated record
UAACCUAACAACACUACACAACAAGAACACAAAAGUAACAAAAUUUUUAAGGUAAAAAUGUCGUGGCAAACUUACGUUGAUGACCAUUUGAUGUGUGAUAUUGAUGGCACCGGACACCAUCUCACUGCCGCUGCUAUCAUUGGCCAUGAUGGUUCUGUUUGGGCUCAAAGCUCUUCCUUCCCUCAGAUUAAGCCUCAAGAGAACAAUGAUAUCAUGAAAGAUUUUGAUGAGCCUGGUCAUCUUGCUCCUACAGGCUUGCACAUUGCAGCAGUCAAGUACAUGGUCAUCCAAGGAGAGCCUGGAGCUGUCAUCCGCGGAAAGAAGGGAUCUGGAGGGAUCACCAUAAAGAAAACUGGACAAGCCCUAGUUUUUGGUGUUUAUGAGGAACCUGUAACUCCUGGACAAUGCAACAUGGUUGUUGAGAGGUUGGGAGAUUACCUCAUUGAUCAGGGUCUGUAAACACAGAUCAUAAGAUGAUUUCAACAUCAGUUUAUUAAUUUGAUAUUAUUCUUUGUUUUUGUUUUACAUUUUUUUCAUUUUUAUAUCGUCUGUAUUUAUUUACCACAAUGCAACCCUUAAUUGGGAGUUG